Maniola jurtina (meadow brown) is the source of this 2817-nucleotide messenger RNA. It is a transcript of the gene Reps, whose product is annotated as ralBP1-associated Eps domain-containing protein 1. Gene Ontology annotation, biological process: endocytosis; endosomal transport. Gene Ontology annotation, cellular component: cytoplasm; plasma membrane. NCBI's taxonomy places the organism in Eukaryota, Metazoa, Arthropoda, Insecta, Lepidoptera, Nymphalidae. The transcript has 5 exons. Gene Ontology annotation, molecular function: protein binding; calcium ion binding. Bases 184 to 2325 code for a protein of 713 amino acids. The record is from RefSeq and is a predicted model, not a curated record.
AUGACAUUAUUCGUGAUUAUUCGUUUGCUUCGUGUAAAUUUUGUGAUGUUAAAAUUUUAAAUCCGUCUGUUUAUCAAUGAAUAUGGUUUACAUUAACAGAUAAUGGUUAUACGUGUUUUUUGGCUAUUUUGCUACAAACAAUAAUAGUGAUUUAUAAGUAAAUUAUCGUGUAUUUUCGUUAUAAUGGAGGAUCUCAAUUUGACAGAGACCGAAAUGAGAUAUUUCGGUGAUUUGUUUUUGUGUUGUGACGAGGAAUCCAACGGGAAAAUACCGAUAUUAAAGGCGACAGAGUUAUUUAGAUCUUCUAAUAUACCGAAUGAUAUAUUGCGACAGAUCAUGGAUAUUAGCGUGGCGCCGAACACUUGUGCAUCAUUGAAUCAUAUGAAUAGGAAACAGUUUUAUUCUGCCCUAAAAUUAAUAGCUGCACAUCAAACUAAUAUGACUCUUAAGCCUGAUCUUCUUUCUACUCCUUUGGACCUUCCACUGCCUAGAUUUACAUGGACUUUAAAUUCCGAUGCUAAUGCGGACCUAAUUCAGUUAUCUCAUUCUCCUAAAGAGCAACAUAUUCCUAAAAGAGAGAGGAAUUUUGGUGGAAAUCUGGCGUAUGAACCGAUACGAGUAUCCUCUAACUUGUCAGACAGUGAUGUUCCUCAGGCCCUAUCACAUGAUGCUACAGAAGCGCUGAGCACAGAUUCAGAAAUGGAGUCUGAAACUAUGUCACAAAGAUCAGGGUCACUUGGGAGGAGAGCGAAAGCCGGGUCACCGUGGAGUACGGCCAGUGAAAGCCCCACUCCUACCAACAGCGUAGCGGAGCGAGUGCAUCCAGUGUGGGAGCACAGCGUCACAGGGCGGGGGGUUUGGCCCACCAACACUGCUGAAGAACACACAAGGCUAUUAGGUACGGAAGAGGAGUCAUCAGACCGCCACUCGUCGGAGGAGGAUGGCGAGGAGGGUGACAGUAGCGAGGAGAUGUUCGCGAUCAGUGAAGUGCAGGCGCGGCACUACGCGGCGCAGUUCGCGCAGCUGCGGCCCGAGCGCGGCCUGCUGUCCGGACAGACUGCCAGAUUAUUCUUUGAAAAGUCGCGCCUGUCCGUGCCAGAUCUACGGAAAAUCUGGCAACUCUCUGAUAUCACAAAAGACGGUAUGUUAACACUCGAGGAGUUCAGUAUAGCCAUGCACCUCAUUGUGCUUAGGCGGAACGGCAUCCCUGUACCAGAUGUCCUGCCCGCCUGCCUCGUGCCCAAGGUCGACUCGCAGUUUUCCCAACAGGCCAUCACAACCGACCUAGUCGACUUAGGCUCGGAUAUGUUCGGCUCCGGGACCUCCGCUGACUUCAACUUUGCGCCCAAACCAGAAGUCAACGACCCGUACGAGAGCAAACCCGCCAAAAAGUCUGAGGAGCGACAACCCUCCCUUUCCCCUCCUAAACCAGAGCCCCAAGUUAAUAACAAGGAGUGGACGAAGUUCGUCGACUCACCCACGUCGAGCGUUUCAAGCCCCGGCCCGAAGCCGGUUAACUUCGACUUCCACAAGUCCGCCCUCGAGAGGGACCCAAAAAUAUUCCAUCCGGUAGCGUUACGCGUUACACCCGACGCGAAUACUCUUCCGCACGACGGUGACUUACGGUCCAGCACGUCCCCUCGUCGGGACGAUUUCGCGCACGCGUUCGAACUCGCGAGCCCAAAACGGCUCAACUCCCAACCUCCUGCCGAGCAGCCUCCAAACGGCACAUCAGAAAUUAAAUCCAUUCAACGACCGCAACCCAAAAAACCAGUGAAAAACGCCGGGGUGCUACCCCCACCGCCCGCCAGAGAAUCUUCCGUUCACGCAGACGAGGGCCCGCAGUCCUUACAAUACGCGCCAAAGAAAGACCCUCCUCCCCCGCCUCCGCCGCGACCGAUACGAAAUCACACGCGUUCAAGUUCGCUAGAUUUGAAUCGUUUCAAAGGCGCUCCGGCUCCCCCGCCGCAGCCGCCGCCGAGAAUGUCUCCUUCGGCCACAUCUCCGCCCGCCCGGCGUCUCGUGAACCAACGAAGCGAAGGCGAACCGGCGUUUCCACCGGACGCGUUCGCCCCGCGGGAAUACGAAGGCGAAGGCUUCGGGUACAAUAGGGAAGACGCACCAAAAAUGCACGGGGCUUUCGAAGUAUACCGUAAACCGUCGCGGGAAUCCUCCUGCGAGGCGGAUCCUGAUAUAAAAUCUCUCCAGGAGCAGAACGCUGUGCUGCAUCGUGUGUGCCGCGCUCUUUGUGCGGAGCUGGCGGACGUGCAAAGGGAACGUGAGGGUUUACGCGUUCGACUCGAUACGAAUUCGACCCCCGUCUAGUCAUCCUUUUUGCAUUGACUCCCUUUUUUGUCUGAAAUAGACCGGGUUCGACUACUCGGUCGUUCUAAAACUAACGAGUAGAAAAACAGGUGUCAUUCUGCUAUAAAAAAUCAACGCGCACUCGCUUCUGGUUUAGACCGAUUGACUGUAUUGCGAAUAAUGUGACCUUUGUCAACUUCGGCAAUUCGACUUGUAUAUUACUUGAUUUUCGUCCUCGUGUUUAAUACUUUAUUAUACCUACCCAAUUGUGUAAUCUCAUACGAAAAUUUAGAUUUUCUUCUCACAAUUAUUAUCGUUUAUAUUUUGUUGUAUUCCAAAACGGCUUAACUGUCUCUGGUCCUAGCUGUUAAACGAGAUAAAUGACUUUUAAAAUAUUAAAUGUUAUAAAAACUAUCGGCAUCGUUAUUACUUGUAAGAUUGUGAAUUUAGUUUUAGUGAUGUGUAGUGGUUUAAGUAUUUAAUCGGGUUUCCUAAAAUUUUUGAACGCGUCGA